This is a messenger RNA of Saccharomyces paradoxus, 1443 nucleotides long. RefSeq names its product initiation-specific alpha-1,6-mannosyltransferase (gene OCH1). Gene Ontology annotation, molecular function: alpha-1,6-mannosyltransferase activity. Gene Ontology annotation, cellular component: mannan polymerase complex. The record is from RefSeq and is a predicted model, not a curated record. The coding region runs from base 1 to 1443 and encodes 480 amino acids. The transcript has a single exon. Gene Ontology annotation, biological process: protein N-linked glycosylation. Lineage: Eukaryota; Fungi; Ascomycota; Saccharomycetes; Saccharomycetales; Saccharomycetaceae.
AUGUCUAGGAAGCUGUCCCACCUGAUUGCCACAAGGAAAUCAAAGACAAUAGUUGUAACCGUACUUCUUGUUUACUCUUUGUUGUCGUUUCACUUGUCAAACAAAAGGUUGCUUUCUCAGUUUUACCCCAGCAAAAAUGAUUACAAGCAGACCCGUCUCCCUACGACUUCUCAUUCGCAGGAUAUAAAUUUGAAGAAACAAAGUGCAGUUAACAAGAAAGAGAAUCAAUUGCAUAAUUUACGUGACCAACUAUCGUUUGCGUUCCCAUACGACGCUCAGGCUCCCAUUCCGCAAAGGGUAUGGCAGACCUGGAAAGUCAGCACCGACAACAAAGACUUCCCCUCCACGUUCAGAGCCUAUCAAAAGACAUGGGCUGAUUCAUCUUCGCCGCAUUACCAAUACUCUCUGAUUCCGGAUGAUUCCAUUAUCCCAUUUUUGGAAAACCUUUACGCACCCGUUCCGGUAGUUGUCCAAGCGUUCAAACUGAUGCCUAAAAACAUCCUGAAGGCAGACUUCUUAAGAUACCUAUUGUUAUUUGCAAGGGGUGGUGUUUACUCAGAUAUGGAUACUAUGCUUUUGAAGCCAAUUGAUUCAUGGCCUUCCCAAAAUGAGUCAUGGUUACACAACAUAAUAGAUGUGAAUAAACCUAUUCCUUAUAAAAACUUAAAAGCCUCACCUCUCUCAAGCGAUAAAAUUUCACAACAGCCGGGGCUGGUUAUCGGCAUUGAAGCUGAUCCGGACAGAGAUGACUGGAGUGUAUGGUAUGCUCGUAGGAUCCAGUUUUGUCAAUGGACUAUCCAGGCCAAGCCAGGUCACCCGAUCCUAAGAGAAUUGAUUUUAAAUAUUACUGCAACUACUUUGAUGAGUGUACAAGACCCGGGAGUUCCUGUCAGUGAAAUGAUUGAUCCGAGGUAUGAAGAAGAUUAUAACGUAAACUAUAGGCACAAAAGACGUGAUGACGAGACUUACAAACACUCCGAAUUGAAAAAUAACAAGAAUGUUGAUGGUUCAGAUAUAAUGAAUUGGACGGGCCCAGGUAUUUUCUCUGAUAUCAUUUUCGAAUAUAUGAACAAUGUGCUACGGCACAACAGCGAUAUCAUGUUGGUCAACCCGAACCUAAACAAGAGCGACGAAGAAGGUAGUGAUGGCGCUUCCGCAUUGGCAGAAGAGUUUGAUGGCGGUGCGCUGUCCAAAUCAACAAGAAGAUUUUAUAAGAAAAUAUCAGAAUCUUUACAAUCAUCAAACUUAAUGCCCUGGGAAUUCUUUUCCUUUUUGAAAGACCCGGUUAUUGUUGAUGAUGUGAUGGUCUUACCAAUAACAAGCUUUUCACCGGAUGUGGGACAAAUGGGUUCCCAGUCAAGCGAUGACAAAAUGGCUUUUGUAAAGCAUAUGUUUGGCGGGACCUGGAAAGAUGAUGCUGAUAAAAAUGCUGGUCAUAAAUAA